This is a messenger RNA of Tripterygium wilfordii, 861 nucleotides long. RefSeq names its product ribonuclease S-2-like. NCBI's taxonomy places the organism in Eukaryota, Viridiplantae, Streptophyta, Magnoliopsida, Celastrales, Celastraceae. The record is from RefSeq and is a predicted model, not a curated record. The coding region runs from base 1 to 861 and encodes 286 amino acids. Gene Ontology annotation, cellular component: extracellular region. Gene Ontology annotation, molecular function: ribonuclease T2 activity; RNA binding. Gene Ontology annotation, biological process: RNA catabolic process. The transcript has 4 exons.
AUGUAUAUGUACAAACACGCAUUGAACAUUUCAGCUGAGAUCGAGCUCUUCGUUUGUCGAGAAAUGGCAAGAAGAUUGUCAAUUGGUAAGACCAUUAUUUGCCUUCUUGCAAUCAUUGUCAUAUCACUAGUGCUUGAUACAAAAGCACGAAUGCACAGACGAUAUCAGUUCUUCAAGAUCGCUGUCAAAUGGCCAACAUCAUAUUGUAAUACUGGCCAUUUUUCUUGUCAAGGACCAAUUGUAGUAAAUUUCACAAUCCAUGGUCUCUUUCCAAUGUAUUUUCCUAAUACUAUUGUUCCUCCCUAUGAUGAAGAUAGUGGAUGCACUGAUAUCACACCCAUGAAUGAAGAUGAUAUUGAUCUCGAUUACCUACGAUCGAUACUAGAUGAAAUGAAUAUGUAUUGGCUGGAUGUUGUGUACGACAAUUGGGUGAGAAUGAAUCUAGCACUUUGGCGAAGACAAUUUUGGAGACACGGCAAGUGUUUUGACUAUCCUGAUCAUCCUUUAUACCAUUUCAACAUUGCCUUAGAUUUUAUAAGGAGGGUCAAUCUUCUUCAGAUACUCGACGAUGUCCUAUCAAGUACCAUUAAGUGUGAUGGUCUAGGGAGGAACAAAGCCGUGAGGGCUCGAGCAAGAAUUACUCCUCGCAAUAGAGAAGGAUAUCUUGCAUCCUACAUCGCUGGUAAUAUUAGCAGGGCUGGGAGAAAGAGAGUUCAAAUUCGCUGUAACGAGGACGCACAUAAAGUCUUGCAACUCUUUGAGGUCGUAAUAUGCUUCGAGCCGAAUGGUGUUGCUAUACCUUGCGCACAUGGUUACAUUGACUGCACCGAGAAUGAUAUGAUAAACUUCCCUCUUCCUUAA